AGGUGAAGUAGCACUGGGGCGUUGGCAAGCUCGCGCAAAAAAAAGAAUAUGUUUACCGCAUUAUAGGCACCAUUUCAUAAUUCUUGCACUUCAUCGACGAUGCUAAGAAGUAGUUGCUGAAGUAGAAAGAUAGUGUGUCCCCUCCCUCGUCUAACAUAUCUAAGAGCCUGUUGUACAUUAGAACAAUAAACAUGGCUCCCGGUGAAAGUUCCGAUCGCAACUCUGUCGCCUCCGACUCCGACAGCUGUCCAUCGAGUUUCGACGAUUUCACCGAUUCGGAGGACGACCGGCGGCUGCACGAAAAUGAUUUGAAGACCCGCUCAGAAAAGCUUUUCACGUGGGAGAAGGAGUUCAUGUUGAACGAUGAAAAACACAACUCGGUGAAAAAACAGUACUACAAACGGGAAAAGGAGUUCUUGUGCUUCAAAACAUCAAUCUGCGAAGAUGUUGACAGUUCUAUGAGCCCGGCAGAGUGCCGCGGUCGUGGAGUAUUAAAUCACAUUCGGGAAGACUUACAGUUGAGAGAAAUUCAGUAUGAAGAGCUGGUCGCGAGUAGACAAUCUCCAGGCGAGAAUGGCAAUGGGGCAAAAGAAGCUGAUAAAGCAGGCAGCAACUGCCAGUUCGUGCAGCACAGGACUGCCUUCGAAAAAACCGUUCGGGAAGCAUUGGAAUGUGUUAAAAAGGAGUUGCUGCGGAGGAGACGAAAGGCAGCAGCUGCAACUUCUUCCUCUGCGAGGGCCCCACCAGCAGGCGGACAAGAAGACGUGAAGGACGAGCGGCAGGACGAAGGUGAAGAUACCGAAAAUGGGGAGGCCGCUAGAACAGCCACUCGGGCAAGAAUACGAUAUAUGCUGGCCCGAUCAUUAUAUCGCACCUCCGGCCCGCAGCGGAAUGACGUCGAGAGCAGCGAAAAGGGGCAACGAAGGGAGGACGAAAUUUUUUCGCCCGCGUACAGAUUUGAGUUCGAGCAGAACCAGGACACGAGCACACCAUCAUCUUCAUCACAAGACGAACCCACUGCACCAGCAGGCCGUUCUGAAGAUACAACAACCGCGCCGCUCCGCUGCGACUCAGACUCUCCUCGACGACGACGGCGCAGCCCACGACCCCCGGCAAAAACCUCGUCCGGCGCCUACGCUGCCACCCCGUGUAUCCUGAAAUACAUGGCGGAGUGGGAAAAUUGGUCCUGCAAAGACAAGUGGAAAACACCCGAAGAAUUCCAAAAGCACCACGGCGACACACCGAUCCACAUCACGGAAUUCUUCCCGCCAGAUAGCAACGUGAAACCCUACAAGGUCCGCAUUCCGAUCAAGGACUACAUCAGCUACGCACGCGAGACGCAAGCGGAUUUUCCCUGGUACCCCUUCGAGCGCGACUUCGACACGACCGUGUUUACCAAGAACAACCACGGCGCGAAAAUCGACCAGGAGAACCGGGAGUUUCUCCUCCAGGAUUUCCAACCGCUACCGGAACUCUUCGGCAUCCAGGACGUGUUUGAGCUGACGAGCAGGCUCCGCCACGAAUUCUUUCCCUACUCCUGCCACCGGUUCGUCAUCCUCGGGGGGAAGCGAACCGGCGCGAAUGUCCACCAAGAUCCGCUGCACACCGCGGCGUGGAAUUUACUGCUCGCCGGCCGAAAACGGUGGGUGUUUUUCAAACCGGGGACGGGGGAAAAAGAGAUGCGGCUGCAGAGUGUUUCGAGCAAGACAUCAACUUCUACACAAGCUGACGUUGACGACGGUGCUCGUAGUAGAAUUCCGUCGACGAACAGCAGGAGCUGCAGUAGCACUACGGAUGAAACUGAAAGUUGUAACUCCUAUCAGAAGAAAAAACCUUCCCGUUACAACGACAGCGCUCCGUUCGACUGGUGGGCGGAAGCGUAUCCGAAAAUUAAGGAGGAUAAAACGGUCGAGCUGUACGAAGUCGUGCAAAAUCCCGGCGACACGGUGUACAUUCCCCCGGACUGGUAUCACGCCGUGUUGAAUCUGGACGAUUUCACGGUGGCGUGCACCAGUAACGUGUUGACCGUGAAGAUGCUCUUGAAGAUUCUACAAGCGUACGACGCAGAGGAGAUAAAAUUCUCCGACGCGAUGUUGGAAGAGAUGCAGUUGGGACUGGAGAUCUUGUUGGAAGAGAUUGCCGCGCCCGCACAAAUCGAUAAGGAUAUAAUCAACGAGGAGAUGAUGCAAAGAUCACCAAAAAGAUCGUCAGCCUCCUGUAUUAUGCAGAAGAACAGCUGCCAUGCUGCUGCACACGACGAGAUUACAACGGGUCGACGCGAUUGCCGCGUCCACUAUGGUGGGUCAUAGAAAAGAAAAUAAAACGUGUUUAUGUUGCACCAUUUUUUUUACCUACAGCCCGCGACUUCUGGCCACUGCGGUCCAUGAUCGAAGUUUAUUGAAAAGACAACAAGCAUUUACUUCUACAGCAGUAUGAAGAUGUGUUGCUGUUGCCAUUCCCAUUUCUCGUCUUCGUCAAGUCGC
Molecule: messenger RNA, 2483 nt
Organism: Amoebophrya sp. A120
Lineage: Eukaryota; Dinophyceae; Syndiniales; Amoebophryaceae
Source: the annotation of a GenBank genome assembly